Molecule: messenger RNA, 362 nt
Organism: Caenorhabditis auriculariae
Lineage: Eukaryota; Metazoa; Nematoda; Chromadorea; Rhabditida; Rhabditidae
Source: the annotation of a GenBank genome assembly
AUGUUUCCUUCAUGUUUCUUUUCUUCUUUGCUACUCUUCAACCUUUGGUAUCUCGUCUUCCAUCAAAACCUAACAGCAGGAGGCGACGCUGCCGUGGUGUGAAGAGACGCGCGGGUCAUAUACCGUUGGCGCCUAUUCUAUUCGCGCCAAAAAGACUGGGCAACGUUCCAAGAUUGUCUGAGGCUACAUAAAGAGGCUGUGGUCGCAACGCUCAGCACACGAUGCGCGUUGGACGCGAAUUCACCAUCCGCUGUUGUGUGAUGCCUAUCGAUCGCGCUGGCGACCACGAGGGACACUCUUUGCAGUCGCGCUCACACACACUCUCCACACGCAGCAGCGCUGCUGGCCUGCUGAGCGCGUGA